This is a messenger RNA of Austrofundulus limnaeus, 4161 nucleotides long. It is a transcript of the gene kbtbd12, whose product is annotated as kelch repeat and BTB (POZ) domain containing 12. Gene Ontology annotation, molecular function: protein binding. The coding region runs from base 178 to 2040 and encodes 620 amino acids. The transcript is spliced from 6 exons. Lineage: Eukaryota; Metazoa; Chordata; Actinopteri; Cyprinodontiformes; Rivulidae. The record is from RefSeq and is a predicted model, not a curated record.
UGACUACCACAUUCUGAACAUCAACAUCACGUGUGGCCUGAAGAAAAACAUGGAUAUUUACAGUUUUUUCAAAGAAUUCUUUAAGUUGAGGCAGUGAGUUAGAAACAACUUCCUUAUUUGCUUUCAGUGUGUAAAGCCUCUUGAGUGUGUUCAAUUUGUUCGAUAAAUCCAAGCAAAAUGGAUUCCAUAGCCAAACAUGGACUGGUGCUUCUCCAACAGCUGAGUAAGAUGAGGGAGGUCGAGCACCUGACAGAUGUGGUGCUGGUCGCAGAGGGCAUCAGCUUCCCCUGCCACAGAGUCAUCCUCUCUGCCUUCAGUCCGUACUUCCGUGUGAUGUUCACCUGUGGUUUGCGCGAGUGCUGCAACAGAGAAAUAUUUCUGCGUGACACCCCAGCGGACAGCCUGGCCCUCCUCCUGAACUAUAUGUAUACCUCAGACCUUGCUCUCACUAACACCAAUGUUCAGGGCAUCUCCAUUGCAGCGUUCCUCUUGCAGAUGGAUGACGUSUUCACGCUCUGUCAGCAGCACAUGACUGAGAACAUGGAUGCUUCUAAUUGUCUCGGUGUGUAUUAUUUUGCCCGUGACCUUGGUGCAGAGGAACUGGCUGACCACGCUCAGCGCUUCCUGAAGCAGCACUUUGUCCAAGUCUGCCAGAGUGAGGAAAUCCUAGACCUAGAGGCCCAUCAGCUUGGAAAGCUCCUAAGUUCUGAUGAUCUCAAUGUAACGCGAGAAGAAACUAUCUUAGACGUGGUUYUUCACUGGGUCAAACACAACACUAUGAUGGAUGGAGAAGUACGUGUUCGACAUCUUCCAGAGCUCAUGAGGAAGGUCCGUCUGCCUCUGAUAAACCCUGACUACUUAAGAGAGGCAAUGAAGAGAAACACAGAGCUGCUGGCUGAWGCGGAAUGUCUGGAGAUGCUGAAUGAAGCUCUGGAGGUGCAAGCAAUGCAUCCCUCUGCUGCGCCACGCAAACUUAAGCUGCGCUAUGGAAUGGAAAGCACAGAUCUGCUGCUCUGUAUUGGUAAUGACGGUGGAGGAAUCAGGUCAAGGUAUGGAAACUUUGCAGAGCGCAGCUUCUGUUACUCCCCAACCACAGGCCGGACCUACUACAUCACUUCUCCUCGCUAUGGAGAGGCUCUGGGGUAUGUGUGUGCUGGAGUUGUGACUGAAAAUAAUGACAUUGUUGCAGCAGGAGAGUUAAGUCCGCGUAGAAUGGCCCGACAGAAAGACCUAAACGUAGAGAUUUACAGGUAUAAAGUGGAAGCUCAAGGCAGUUGGGAGCACCUGACAUCAGCAGAGUAUCGUGACUCUUAUGCUCUGGGAUCGCUGGGUGAUACUCUAUACCUCUUGGGYGGACAGAUGAAGCUGAAGAACCAGUUUCUCAUCACAAACUGUGUGGAGCGAUGGUCUCUGCAAGGUGGACCSUGGCGAAGUGCAGCACCCCUCCCUCUGCCUCUGGCCUACCACAGUGUGGUCAGGAUGAAAGACCRCCUUUACGUGUUAGGUGGUCGCACCCCACAGUCAUACCGCAUGGAUGAUGAGCCUGACCGUCUUAGUAACCGCCUUUUGGAGUAUGAUCCAAACACAAACAAAUGGACGGAGCUUGGUCCCAUGAGGUACUCAAAGUACCGCUGUAGUGCUGUGGUGCUCAACGGGGAGAUUUAUGUGMUAGGGGGUAUUGGAUGCGAGGGUCUGGACCGUGGACAAUCACGCCAUUGUUUGAAUGCUGUGGAAAUCUACAACCCAGAUGGUGAUUUCUGGAGGGAUGGACCUCCUCUCCCGUGUCCCCAGCUCUCACUGCGUACCAAUGCACCCAAUGCAGGAGUGGUGGGAGGAAAGAUUUAUGUUUGUGGAUACUACAAGGGUGCAGAUCGUCAUGAUGAUAUAACAAAGGACAUUCUGGAGCUGGACCCAUGGGAUCACCGGUGGACAGUGGUGGCUCGGCACGUACUGAUGCAUGACAACUAUGACGUCUGCUUAGUGGCAAAUCUCAACCCAAGGGGACUCAUGUCCCCACCAACAGACUUAGUCAAACUGUGAUGCACAGCUGCCAGUCCAAYCAAAGUAUGUGUGGGAAGAUCAGUGAGGGAAAUUAAUUAUUAAUGCACUUAUUGCUGGGUCAAAAGAAUUCACUUUUUUUCAGGCAKAAAAAUGUCUUAGUGCUCUGCAUUGAAGAGAGUAUGUGCUGAAUGGCCUAAUUGCACAUUGCUAGGCAGAAAAGUACUUUGUAAAUAUAGAUUUUUUUGUGCAUGUGUGUGUGCACACCAUCUGCAAAAAGAAUAUUCUGAAACCUGCAACUAAGCAAUUAUUUGGAAAGGAUCGUUAAUAGAUCUAUUAAAUGUAUUCAAGCUUAAAUUUGUCUUUUUGAAUUUGAAACAGGAUAUGGCUACAAUUAAACCUAUAACUUGGAUUUGGACUUUUACACAAUAACUCCUCUAAAAACUUUUUGAUAGCUGCACAAAAUGGUGUCAGUUCAUAAAAAUCUGAAAAACAUAAAAGCAUAUAUGUUAAAGAAGAAAGAGUCUUAAAGAGRUCUAAAUGAGAUAUUUACUGUUUAACUAUUAGAUAACUAAUGACUGGUAGUUAAUAAAUUAUUUCUUGUACGUUUGCUGAGGACGAAAAAAAUGUGUGUUUGGAUUUGGAAAUGAAGAUACACUUUGUCAGGGUCAUGGAUGUUGCAGCGUAAUUACUAUUUUUACAAGCAAUAUUUCACAUGCCAUUACUAUUUGCAUUCAGUAUAUAUUUAAAAAUAUUUAAGUUGUUAGGUGUUUUGGGGGAAAAAAAAGCCCAGUCCUGAAGGCCUCAAGUUACACAAAGAUGUGUUAAUAGUAUUUAAUCAAACAAAUAAAAGGAAUGGAUUAUGAAAACUAACAAAAAAGCAAAGUAAAGGUUGUUUAACAGUGGCAAAAAAAAUUAAAAAUGUAUAGGAUUGCAAGUAAAUUAUUUGUAAAAUGAUUUGUGUUUUUUACUUAUGAAUUCAAACUUGAUUCACAGAAUUUACUCAUUUAUUUUAUUUAACACAAAGAAAUUAGACAUUUCUGUUUAUUUUUAAUCCCAAACCAUGAAUAAAAAUUAAGAAUAAAUAUAUUUUAGUAAGCAACGUCUGUAUGUGUUUAAUUACAUUACAGUAUUUAAAUGUAGGAAAAACAAUGAACACAGCCUGAAAAAUGAAGUUAGUUAUGGUAAGGCUUAGUGGAAGUGACACAUGCCUUAACUUUCUUGUAUCCUGUAACUCUUACACCUUGUCAACGCUCUUCUAUAGUAAAGAUAAUAAAUUAUAYGUACAAACAAGUUUUCGUGCUUUAUAUUUUUAAAAGUAAAAUGUCAGUCACAGUACGUUAAUAUUAAAUAUAGCUGUAUGUUAACAUUUUUGGUUCUUACUCACCUAAGCUCUAAACAGAGCAAAAUAAAURCAAGACUUUUCUGCUACUUUCCCUCUUCCUCUAAAACAARUCGAAAAAAACCUGCCCRACGUCUUCAUCUUCCGCUGGGGUUGCCACCUUCGACUCAGCUGUCAGUUUUUCAAAGACGGGUUCGAGKGCGAUGCAGUCAGAGCUGUUGCUGUCCUGAGACCAGCAGCUCAGAGGGGUGAUGAUGAAACAUCCUGCAGCUCCACUGGCUUUUCUCUCGCYGUUCACUGGCACCAGGUUGUUGGAGCGGAGGGUGUCCUGGCCGGCUGGUAUGUUUUGAUCAYGACGCUCCUGAAGAGGUUUGGAAACUGUCUUCAAUUUGACGCACUUUUUGGCAGUUUGACUGUUUUCAUCUGCGACGGAGGGCUUAUUCUUCUUUGGAGGUACCAGGGAUCUCUUUUUGCGAUUGUGGCCUCCCAGAGGAAAUCUUCUCUUUCCAAACAGAGGCCUGUGAACCUGAGGAGAAGUUUCACCCUGGUGUUCUUCAAGAUUCAGUGAUGCACGUGUAAGCUGACUGUCUUCAAGCUGGUUGUCCUGCAGCUUGUUGGACACUGAUUGCUCCAGUAUUGGUGAUGUCUGAAUGGCACUGUCCAACACCGGCUCAGAGCUGGGUUUGGCUGAAUAUUUCGAAACUAAAGAGUUAAGCAGCUUCAGAAUCUGUUCAAGCAUUUGUUUUUCUUCUUUAUGCUCCUCUCUCAAACACUCCAGACUAUUCUUUAAGCUCUGCAGGUGUGACUCAAGCUGUGCUGUG